Molecule: messenger RNA, 5626 nt
Organism: Apis dorsata (giant honeybee)
Lineage: Eukaryota; Metazoa; Arthropoda; Insecta; Hymenoptera; Apidae
Exons: 7
Coding region: 1233-5459 (1408 amino acids)
Biological process (GO): positive regulation of nuclear cell cycle DNA replication; regulation of cell cycle phase transition
Cellular component (GO): nucleus; Dbf4-dependent protein kinase complex
Molecular function (GO): zinc ion binding; nucleic acid binding; protein serine/threonine kinase activator activity
Source: RefSeq, a predicted model, not a curated record
AAAAUUCAAUGUAGUGCACAAACUCGUAAAAUGUUUCUGUUGACAAACAACCGCUAAAAAACCGGGUCGUACCACGCCAUCUUUAGGAAAAUCUGAGAAAUACGAUGAAGUGGGGCAGAUUCGUCGCUUUCAACUGUUGUGUUGUGGUUUGAAAGAAACAAAAAAUAUGGACGCGAAAAUACAGCGAAAAACAAUUUUCACAUAUUCAGAAAAGCUACCGUAUUCAUUUUGUUACAAUAUUCGUCGACGGACAACGAGCAAGAACGCAAAGCGCCGCCUCCAGGCUCGCCUGCCAAGCUGUUAACGGCGAAUGGCCAUUUUGUGCGUGACAGUUCUCCCCCGCGAGUAACGAUCUCGUCGCGCGUCCCAGCGCUCUUUUCCUUUGCCUCCUUUCUUUCAUUUGAUCGCUUGAGAUAUAUCUCGACAAAUUUCUUCCUUAAAAUCUUUUAUCGUAAAUUACGUUUUAUAUACUUUUUAAUACCUGAUAUAUUUACGAAUUUGUAAACCGAUAAACAGUGUGAUUCGAAGAAGUUGUUUUGUGUGAAGGUUUCAUGCGUUUCAAGAUCGCUUGACAGUAAUCAAAUAUAAACUUGUUCAUUAUUUUGAUUCAUGUGAAUUUGUUUGAAGAAAUCAUUUUAAAUUCAUUUUUCCAUAAAAACGGAUUGAAUUAUUCUUUUCGUUUGAUCCCACGUGCUUCAUUAUUGUCCUGAGCGAUUUGUAACAUAUUAUUAGAACUGUGUGUAACAAUGCGGCAACCAUUGUUAACUAUGUGAAGAUUUCCAACUACAUACGCAUGGCUUGCAUUUCUGCGAAUUCGGUUGAUAGUGAGCUUAGUUGUGCUUAAGAAGAACUCGAAAUUGUUUGACGUCAGCAUACCGCGAUGUAAACGUGUAUUUGUGUAUCCGUCAACGGGUCACUUAUCACCGGGCGUCCACAAAUUAUAUACCGUUUUGAUGCUGCCUCCAAUUUUUUUCCCGUAAUAGAAUUAUUUUUAAUACGGAGUGUAGACCUGGUGAUUAGUGACAGAGUAGAUAAGACUGGCUAUAUAAAUUUUGAAAAACAUAAAUGGGGUUGUGCCAGUGGAGGCAGUGGGGGACCUCCCUCACUGAGGAGUUUAGGAACUCCAACCCCCAACUCCUCCAACGCCAUUUUUUAGUCCUGAAUGUCCUUUAUCUAAUACGACCAAUAUACGGGGUCAAACUACCCAAAGAUCUAAAUCGCGAGUGGAGGCAAUGUUGGAGCGUGCUCUGAUACAGCCACAACAGUGUUCCGUGGAUCCACUCUACAACGCUCAAAAUUGGGGAAUUCCUAUUUGGGCAAUUGAUAAACUUCAGGCUUGGCUUGACAAAAUCUACACAUCUAUUAAAGAUACAAAUCAUUUAAAACAAUUAAGACACUCAAAUCAACAAAGUUCAGUUAAAGAUAUAAAGGUCAGACAUUUCAAGGGUUCUUAUUUAAAAUUUGAAUCCUUUCAGAGGAAUACUAGACCUGUAUUUGUUGAAUUGCCUGUGUGGCCAACAUUGAAUUUUCACGGCGAUCCAGGAUCUUGUCCUUUCAAUACAAAGAGACGAGAAAAACUGGAAAAAUUAGAAAAAGAAAUCAAAGAAAACAGGGAAGAUAUUCAAACUAUUAACCAAGAGGAGGGAAAAGAAAUGACUCGGCGACCACGAACAACUGCCCGUACUCGAAGAACAGAACAAUUAGCUUCCGGUUAUUGUGAAAUUUGCCGUAUUAGAUAUCGAGAUCUAAACAAACAUGUACAAAGCGAUCAACAUCUUAGUUUUGUCCGAAAUGAUGAUAACUUUUUAUCUUUAGAUAAAUUGAUUAAUGCAGGAGCCAAUGUAGAAGCUUUCCUAAAACUAAACAGAGGAAAAAAUGUAGAAAAAGACUGCAAUUUAUUUUCCAAUGGAGAUCGUAAUCUUCAUGACACAGUACUGCCAGAAGGAAAAAUUAAUAGAAAUGCGAAAAGUUUAGGGGAUUUUGAUGUUGGAGAUAUAAAGAUGGUACAACGCAAUGGUACACGUAGGAAUCUCAGUUUAAAAUUAAAUUCUUCUCAUAAUUUACGUACUCGUACAAAACAUGAAAGCGGCCAUUUGUUAAGGUCAAAAGGUAGUCCUUGGCAUGAAGCUGAAAAAACAGAAAAAUUUUAUGAUGAAUUUGAAGGUUUCACUAUUAAAAAACGUGCAAAAGGAACAAUUUGGAUUGAAGAAGAUGAUCCAGAAGAUAAGUAUAUAGAAGAACAUGAAUUAAAAGAAUCUAAACAAAAUGAAUAUAAGAUUAAAACAUUUUCGGCGGAAUUGGAAGAAAAAUGUUGCGAUAAGAAAAAUUACGAUAUGUGUAAUCAUAACAAACUUAAAGAUUCUAGUAAUCAAAACUCACAAAGGACAAUAACUUGUAAUAAUGAGAAAAACAGUAUUGAAAAUAACAUAGAAUGCAUUAAACAAGAACAAACUCUUACAAAAAAUAGAAAUCAUGAUCAAAUUAAUGGAAACAUAAAAAAUCGUUGUAACGAAAAUCUUUUAAAUAUAAAUGAUAAUACUUGUAAUGAAUCUUGUAAAGUAUCGUCUAAAACCGAGACUCUAAAAGAAUUGAAUUGUAAAUUACAGGUAGAGAAUAUUUCUUCGAAUAUAAAAAAAAUUUCAGAAGAACAUAAUAAUAUUAAUGUAAACAGCAUUUAUAAUGGUCAUACUAUAAAAGAUGAACAAAAAGUUCAUAAAACAUUGAAUAGCUUAGAAAAAAAUGAAAUUUUAAAGGAAGAAAAAUCGAAAUGUUUUAAAUCAAAUAGAAGAGGCAGUAGAAGCGUCAGAGGGCGACAUAGAUUAUCCGUUGAAGAACGUUUAAUCGAAGAUAAUCGUGCAUAUUAUAAAGUGGAAGUGUUAGGAAGUAAAUUAAGAUCAAGUGUAUUAUCAAACAAUAAUUCUCAAUAUACAGUUCCAAGAGAUGGGGAUGGUGAAGAAAAGAAAGAAGUGCCAUCUAGUGAAAAGCCAGUAGUUGUACGAUUUAAACGUGUAAGAAAAUCAGAGUUAUCAUUAUUAAGUGAUGAAGCGGAAUCUUUUAUGUUUCGAGAACUUAAACGAGAUGAUUCAAGUGAAAUAAGCGAUGAUGAUGAACAGAGUAGUAUAUUACCAAGAGACACCGAAAGUGAGUGUAACGAUGCCAGCAAUUCUAUAUGUCGUAGUUCAUUUGUAAAUUCAUCUAUAAAAUCGGAAAUUGUCGAAGAUGAUUCUCAGGAUUCUGUAAAUUUGGGUCGAGCUAGAAAAAGAAGACGCACACAAGCAGAAGCAUUAAUCAAAGACAAUGUUGAUUAUUAUAAAUUCGAAAUUCCUGGAAGCAGAUUAAGGUAUCAAGCACCUUUAACUGGAAUUAAAGAUUUAUCGAUAAGCGAAAAUCAGGAAAAAAUAGAAGGGAUAAUUUCAGAGAAAAAUGCACAAACAGAAAAAAUAUAUCCGUCCAAACCCUCACCUGAAGUUGAAAAAAUGCAAUUUUCUUUUGAAGCUGUACCAAAAUCUGAACCAUGGUAUCAAACAUACCAACGACAGGAUAAAGGAGCUGAAUUUUGGCAUUAUUUUACUGAAGGAGAUUCAGAAAAGCCAUUUCUUUUACCAUAUGAAAUUGAAAAUUUUCAUGAAAUUUUGAUGAAAAAUCAAAACAGAGCUGAGAAUAAAAGAAAAAUUCGUGGAAGGAGUAUGGGAUGUAUUGGACGAUCUCCUAGAAAAAGUCCUCGUUGUCAUGCUUCUACAUUAGCUAUUAUGUCAACUAUUAUUAGAAAAAGAGAACAACAACAAUCUUCGAAUUUGCACACAAUAGAUGAAUACCAUUCUAUCAGAUCACAAAUAAAUACUCCGGGAUUGGAUCAAAAAACUGAAUUAAAAUCGGAUGUAGACGAAGAAUUAAAGGAAAUGAUAAAAAGUAUUGAUGAGAUGCUUGAUAAUGCAAACGAUAGUUUAGAAUUGGUUGAAUCAUUCGAACCAGAUAUAAUGCAAAUGGAAUUGAAUCUUUAUGAAUCAAAUAUUCCAAGAGGACCACCUUCAAAUCUACUUGAAUUAUUGGACAGUUGUCACGAAAUCGUAAAUUAUUUAGAAAAUUCAUCAUGUGCAAGCUCAGAGUGUGGUGAAGGUAGUGUCGAAUCACCUUUAAAGCGAAGAAAAAAGAGGAAAAAUAGAACGGGCUGGCCUGGAAUCAAAAUGAAGAAAAAACUCCAAAGUAAACCUUUAAUAGAUAUAAAUUGUGACAGAGAAAAUUUAACAGAGAAAAAUAUUGAACAAAGCGGGAAAGAUUGCAAUGUACAAAUCACAAAUAUAUCUAAUAGAUUAGCAGAAGAAGGUAAUAUCAAAAUAGGUACAUCUAUUAUUGUACAAGAUGAACAAUCAUUAAGUUUCGAUCAAAGAAAAGAUGACAGUCGUUUAUUUGAAAUGUAUACUUCUAAUAUUUCGUCUAAUAUACGUCACAACGAAAACGAAAAAAAAGAUGUAAGUAUAGCGGUUUCCGAUAAUUCCAUAUUACAUACAACAAAUGCUGAAUCCUGCACAGGUUCGCUUACAUCUGAUGUAUGCAACGAGACUGACAGGAAUUUCGUAUUAAACAAAGAUUAUGGAUUCAGAAAAAGUUUGUCUGAAAUCGAAGAAAUAUCGGAAAACGAUCCCGGAAAUGAUGAAAAUCAUGAAAAUAUGUUUCGAAAAGAUAUUCAUUCCAUAUCGGAACGUCGAUUUAUUUCAAAUGCAACUAUCAAAAAACGACAACGUGACAAUACAUCCUCUGAAACUUGCGAUUCGCGUGCAGAACUUGAAAAUCAUGAGAUUUUAUGUAGAAAAGAUGCCGAAACUAGAAUUGUUCCCAGGAAACAUCAUAACUCAAAUGGAUUACCGAGAAAACGACAACAGAAAGUUCAUUCUGAAAACUCUGAUUCUGAAAUUGAACAGCAUCAUCAUCAUCAUCACCAUCAUCAUCAUCACCACCAUCAUCACCACCAUCAUCAUAAUAAUGUAUAUAAAAGAAAUACAGUAAAUUCGCGAAAACGGAUUUAUGCAAAAAAGCGUGCGAGAAAAAAUAAUAUAUCUUCAAAUACAGUAUUUGAAGAUGAAAAUUGUAAAAAGGAUUCCUAUUUAAGUAUUACAUGUAAAAAGCAACAAAAUAUGAGAGGUAUAAAACGACGAGCUAAUACUAUGUCAUCGGAAACGCAAGUAUCUGAAGUCGAUUGUGCAUUAUCAGGACAUAUUAGUCCAACAAUUAUAGCAACUUCUGAACUUGAACAAAGACGUUCAAGUAUUGAAUUUCAACCAGUUGUUAGGAUGAUGAAGAUCGAUGAUCAAGUUGAAAUGGAUCACAGUAUUCUCUCGGUAACAAUUGCAAGCAACAGACGGUUACGAAGUUCCAGUUCACCGAGAUCGAAUACUCAACCGCCGAAAAAGCGUUUAAAAAACAAUCGCGGUCAGUUCGGAAGAUGGUUAAAAAGUAGCUGAAAUCCUCGAUAAGAUUUUUUGAUAGUUUAAGUUUCAAAAUCGAGAUUCACUUUUUUUUACAAUAUCUCGUUGUUGAAAUUUAAUCUAUACAUUUUAUCAAUAUGUAAAUUAUGUAUAAAGUAUUUGUGUAUGUAGAAUAGUAUUUAACACUACUGGCGCACCAUUAA